UUAGAUAAUAUCGAUUAGUAUUAACUUAUAUUACUUAGCCGGCAACUCUUCUUUAUAUCCACAUAUGUAGAGCUACUUCUCCCACUCAAAUUGCCACACUUCAAUUUUUUUUACUAAAUGCAGGUGUUCUAUAGUUUAUGUGUUUCUAUUUUUGUCUGUUUUCUAUGGGAGGUGAUUCCAUGACAGUGUUCAACUUCACUCUUCCAACCUUCCAAACUCCAAUAUUAAACUAUGGCCGGCUACAAUUAUGCAUGGUUUCUACGUAUCUCCAUCCUUUUUGUCUUAAACAUUUUGGAGUCACUCUCCAAUCUUAAUGAACUUAAACAUGUCUUAUACCAAUCAAAAACCACCAUGCUCCUCACUCUUCACAUUCACAACCAUAAACCAUGUUCAACUUCUUCAAAAGAUUAUGCCUUCUAAUAUUUUUCCUCUUGCUAUCCUUUGAUGUUUCUGUGUGUUUAUCUUCUUCACUUGGGAACUUCAAGUUUUGUUUGGAUAAUAACAAAAUAAAAAACUUUACUGUUUUCCCUUACAAAGAACAUGAUCAAUCCUAUGCUAAUGACUACUACAAAAUUCUCAAUUUUUCAGUUCAAAACCUUCGGUUCACGGAACCAAAUAUUCCUAAGCCAAUAGCAAUUGUCCUUCCAAAGACUUUGGUGCAGCUACAGAACAGUGUAGCAUGCUGUAGAGAAUUCUCUUUGGAAAUAAGAGUGAGAAGUGGUGGACAUAGCUAUGAAGGAACUUCCUCUGUUGCUGAUGAUGGAACUCUUUUUGUCAUCAUUGACAUGAUGAAUUUGAACCAUGUUUGGGUGAAUAUGGAGACAAAAAUAGCAUGGGUUGAAGGUGGUGCCACAUUGGGAGAAACUUACUAUGCUAUCUCUCAGGCUAGUGAUGCAUAUGGAUUCUCAGCUGGGUCAUGUCCAACUGUAGGAGUUGGCGGACAUAUCGGUGGUGGUGGAUUUGGUUUAUUGUCUAGAAAAUAUGGACUUGCAGCCGAUAAUGUGGUCGAUGCCCUUCUUGUUGAUGCUGAUGGACGAGUAUUAGAACGUGCAACCAUGGGAGAAGAUGUGUUUUGGGCUAUCAGAGGAGGAGGUGGUGGUCUUUGGGGAAUUGUAUAUGCCUGGAAAAUUCAAUUGUUGAAAGUGCCACAAGUUGUAACCAGUUUCAUUGCAUCCAGAACAGGCACAAAAAAUCAUAUUGCAAAGCUAGUGAACAAAUGGCAACAUGUGGCACCAAAUUUGGAAGAUGAGUUCUACUUGUCAUGCUUUGUUGGUGCUGGUUUGCCUGAAGCUAAAAGAAUAGGCUUAUCAACAACAUUUAAAGGGUUUUAUCUUGGUCCCAUGUCCAAGGCCAUAUCUAUCUUGAAUCAGGAUUUUCCUGAAUUGGAUGUUGUAGAUGAAGAAUGUAGAGAAAUGAGUUGGAUUGAGUCAGUUGUUUUUUUCUCUGGACUAAAUGAUGGAGCUUCUGUUUCUGACUUGAGGAAUAGGUAUAUGCAAGAUAAAGAAUAUUUCAAGGCAAAAUCAGAUUUUGUAAGGAGCUAUGUUCCUCUUGUAGGUAUAAAAACUGCAUUGGAUAUUCUAGAAAAGGAGCCUAAAGGGUUUGUUAUUUUAGACCCUUAUGGUGGGAUGAUGCAUAAUAUAAGCAGUGAAUCCAUUGCUUUUCCCCACAGAAAAGGAAAUAUUUUUACAAUUCAGUACCUGAUAUAUUGGAAAGAAGCAGACAAUGACAAAGGUAGUGAUUAUAUUGAUUGGAUAAGAGGAUUCUAUUCUUCUAUGACUCCUUUUGUUUCAUAUGGUCCAAGGGCUGCAUAUAUUAAUUACAUGGAUUUUGACCUUGGAGUAAUGGAGCUAAUUAGUUUUGAUGAUGAUUUGGUGAAAGCAAGGGUUUGGGGUGAAAAGUACUUCUUGAGUAACUAUGAUAGACUUGUUAGGGCGAAGACUUUGAUUGAUCCUGACAAUGUUUUCACCAAUCAACAAGGCAUUCUUCCUAUGUCAUUUGCUAGUUCCAAUGCCAAAGAACUACUUAGUUCAUAAAUGAUCCAUAUUUGUAAAAGGGUUUACUGUGUUCAUUUGAAUAAUAUGGCUUCAAAAGAAAACUAAUGCAUUACAGUUUGAAUUGAGCUUAAA
Molecule: messenger RNA, 2126 nt
Organism: Medicago truncatula (barrel medic)
Lineage: Eukaryota; Viridiplantae; Streptophyta; Magnoliopsida; Fabales; Fabaceae
Product: reticuline oxidase
Exons: 1
Coding region: 387-2033 (548 amino acids)
Molecular function (GO): FAD binding; oxidoreductase activity
Source: RefSeq, a predicted model, not a curated record